GCCCGAAGCUGUAGCACAAGUUCCGAAGGAAGUCGUCGUACAUGAAGCACGCAAGGUAGUUGUGCAGGAAGAAGCAGACGAUGAUGCUCGCAGUGAUGAUGAGCAGCAGGGUGCUACGACCAUUGGCGAGAAUAACUUUCUCCAAUUUGCUCUGGACGAUCUGCUCACCGAAAGCACGACGGACUUCAACCUCGACUUAUGCAAAGUCCAGGUUUCGCGGCUGUUUUCGAAAGUCCGUGUGGGAGAACGUGUUGAAGCAGCCAAGGACAUGGAACAGUGGAUGAGUGUUCUGGCAUUGUCCCAUACAGAGUCCGAGACGAUGCUCAAGGAGUCGGAGGCUGUAACGGAAGCUGCGCAGCAAGGCUUGGAGGAGCGACGUCAAGAUAUCGCAACACUUGUGGGGCAAAGCAACAUCAAAAUAUCGACGUUGCUGAAGGGCUUCAUGCAGAAGGCCAUCUGUGUGCCGACAAUCAAUGCUAUGACCAUGGUCUCUGAUGCGCAGGUUUCGCAGUACCGGCUUGAGACUCUUGACAUGCUCAGGGCAGGAUGCUUGGUCUUGUCCGAUUCCGGCACCAUCUUUUCAUACGACCAAAACAUGUGGCAGGCCAAGUAUGCCAAAUCUGCCUAUGAUGAAUUCUGGGACGGACUGUGGGACUCUAAGAUUGAAAUCACCUAG
This is a messenger RNA of Symbiodinium necroappetens, 676 nucleotides long. The record is from the annotation of a GenBank genome assembly. Lineage: Eukaryota; Dinophyceae; Suessiales; Symbiodiniaceae.